UCUUUUUUUUCUAGUUUUGAUUCCCUCUUGGUUAUGCGACGGUCCAAGUUCUGUGUGUAUUUCUGGUGCUUAGCCCCUGGGUUUCACUGUCGAUGUGUCAUGUUGUGUGGUCAACUCGACUAUUGUUAUUUGGAACGUUUCUUCAGGCUGCAGCCACACAAUGGUUGGAGGACAUCUUUCGGGUCGAGCAGCAAGUCCUGAGCAAAAGUGAUCAGGUCCAAUCAAAAUAUUUCAAUGCUGUAUUAUUGGCAAUUUCGGGCGCCGUCCCUUGGUAGAAGUUCCACAUCAUAAGCGCCAGUGUUCUUGACGAGCGGCUCGCCAACGCCAGGAUAAGCCAUU
Molecule: messenger RNA, 339 nt
Organism: Aspergillus homomorphus CBS 101889
Lineage: Eukaryota; Fungi; Ascomycota; Eurotiomycetes; Eurotiales; Aspergillaceae
Exons: 1
Coding region: 93-275 (60 amino acids)
Source: RefSeq, a predicted model, not a curated record